Messenger RNA from Drosophila erecta, 492 nucleotides. RefSeq names its product slender lobes-like protein. Bases 93 to 488 code for a protein of 131 amino acids. The transcript has 2 exons. NCBI's taxonomy places the organism in Eukaryota, Metazoa, Arthropoda, Insecta, Diptera, Drosophilidae. The record is from RefSeq and is a predicted model, not a curated record.
ACUUGUUCCCCAUCACUAAGCAAUUCUCUGGAAAAUCGUCCGUCAUUUUGCACAUAACUUUUCCGACAGUAGUCAGUUUUCAUAAGCCAACAAUGUUCAAGAUAUUGCUUUCGCCAAUUGCUGAAGUCAACAGCCAGGAUGAGCUCUCUCCUCAGGUCAACAACUUCCAAGGACCGUCUUUGAAGCGGAAACGCAGGUCGCACAGCUUCUCGGUUUCCUCCGGCAUUCUGGAGAGAUUGGGUUUGCGGCAAAUGAGGAAGCGCGUUAAGCUGGAGGACCCUGAUGAGAGAUCUCUCAAAAGAUCUCCCAAAGCGAAGGCCAAGUCGGAGGAGAAGAGACUGGCCCCAAGCAUAUUGCGUAAGAAGUUUGGAAUCCGCGUGUCUAGUAUUUGGACCAAUGCUGGCUACGUGAUGGUGAUCAGGGAGCCCAGGAUGCCCAGCGUAGAAAUAAUUUAUUCCAGUUCGGGCAGUUGGUUCGAGAAGCGCUAAUUGA